AUGGACCCUUUAAACUUCUUCUUCAUCGUCGUCGUCGUCAUCCUACUAUCGUUCUUUCAACCAUUUUUGACCAAUGGUGAACUCUGCUCCGCGGUUUCAUGCAGCAAUGUUAUAGUUGAGUACCCUUUCCGGCUCACAAAUCAACCCGAUUGCUGCGGCCAUCCCGACUUCAACCUCUCAGUCUCAUGCAGAAGCAGAUACCAUUUGCCAGACCAAACGAUCAUUUCCCAUCUUCCGGUGACUUCGGGGUCGAAACCAUCGAUUAUUCCACUCCCUACUUACUGCUCACUGAUCCUUGCAUGCCCAAACGCCUUCUUAAGGGAUUCGAUCUCUCCGUCGACACCGUUGAGUUCAUGUCUAGAGCUAGCAGAGAUUUCGGUCCCCCUUCGCAGUCCAGGUUGGCCGACGAACUAUAUUGAUGAUAUUCUGUUAACAUGGGAACAACCCUAUUGCGUGUUUCCACCAUGUAAUCACUGUGAAAGUAAUUGCGAGUCAGAAAAUGGCGAUGGUGAAUGCUCCAGAAAGAAAAGAGGUCUCUCAAGCGGUACGAAAUAUGCUGUGAUUUUCAUCGUGGGAACACCCAUCUCCUUGAUUGCGGUGUGUAUUAUUUAUUACAACAUUAGAGUCCAUUGUUAUGACCAUCGCCACCAGCCAAAUGCCGAAAUCUCCAGCUUGACUGAAGAGCAGCAAUUAGCUGAUAUUACUGUAAAUGGUCUCGAUGGUUCAAGGAUCGAAGCCUAUCCAAUUACAUUGCUGGGUGAAAACUUCGAGCUUCCAAGGCCUAAUGAUAAUACAUGUUCAAUAUGUCUAUCGGAAUAUCAAGCCAAAGAGACAAUAAGAACCAUACCUGAUUCCAAUCACUACUUUCAUGCUAAUUGCAUUGAUGAGUGGUUUAAACUAAAUGCAGCUUGCCCUGUCUGUCGCAAUACGCCGGAUCAUGACUCUGCUCGUUUGAUCACCCGUUCCACAUCAGCUUUCUCAUCGAGACCACCAUUAUAG
Molecule: messenger RNA, 999 nt
Organism: Gossypium raimondii (Peruvian cotton)
Lineage: Eukaryota; Viridiplantae; Streptophyta; Magnoliopsida; Malvales; Malvaceae
Product: putative RING-H2 finger protein ATL21A
Exons: 3
Coding region: 1-999 (332 amino acids)
Molecular function (GO): polysaccharide binding
Source: RefSeq, a predicted model, not a curated record